Molecule: messenger RNA, 2398 nt
Organism: Drosophila suzukii
Lineage: Eukaryota; Metazoa; Arthropoda; Insecta; Diptera; Drosophilidae
Source: RefSeq, a predicted model, not a curated record
UUUAAGCAGAACCUUCUUCGCAAUAGCUUUAACAUUUCACGUCGUUGCGAAAAAAUACGAUUUUUAUAAAAAUGACCACAGAUAUUUCUAAAUUGAACCAGUAUUGCUUAUAUUCAAUUUUUGAGCAAAUAAAAAACAAUUGCGAACAAGAUGAAAGAAGACUUCCAGACAUUAUUCGAUACAGGGAUUUAAUUUGUUUUGCGGUUACUAAUGAUUAUCUUAAUUCUCAAUUUAGGUGCUGGAACAAAAGCCUGUACAUGCGACUUGAAGUCGAGAAAAUCCAUUCCUGGACCUGUCAAAACGUGAACAUUAACUUUUACGAACUCCACGUUAGCCAGAAGAAAUGCACUUCCGCUGAGAGGAAAGUUUUUUGGGAUAUAUUUCUUAUAUCUAUUGAAGGGAAUACGAGACUCACGCAUUGCCUUCUGAGUUUCUUUCCAAAGACUGACUACUGUCCAGAUCAUGUGGAAAUGUUUGAAAAGACCAUGCGGGUUCUGGCCAAGAAGAAGCUCCUUAAAAGCUUAACCCUUCGAAUGCUAGGUUACACGGCAGGAAAUCUGGAAAACUUUCAAAACCUGCGAAGUCUCAGCCUGUAUGUGCCAAUGGAAGCCGAUGAUCUGACGGAAUGUGUGAAAUCCAAUCCGAACCUUAUGGAACUUGCAUUCACAAGCACAGAUAUGCACGGCAGACUGGCAGAUAUAACACCAUACUGCAGAAAUCUAGAAACGCUGGAAAUUCAAAUGAAACCGGAAACGGAUGCCAGCGAGUACGCACCACUAGCCAAGUUACCGAAGUUAAAGACGUUUAUAAUUUUUGGAAGCCCGGAGGAGGGAUCACUAAGAGCGCUGUUUAAAUCAAUGGUGAUGAAUAGUUCAACUGACUUGCAAGCACUGUCAGUCGAGCAGGCUAAACUGGGAUCAGAGGAAGUUGAGGAAUUAUCCAAAGUUCGCCAUUUACACAGACUUAGGUGCGAAUUAAAGCCCACACGGUUAUCAGAAGGUCCUACUCCAUUCAAGCUGCCGAAACUCUUUGCUUUUGGCUUGGAAACAGUGACGUUGAAGGACAUUAAGCUUGACUAUAACAGCAUUGGUAUUGUAACAAAUAUGGGUCAUAUUGGAAUAGUCUUUCAACACGAACUGGAAAGUAGUCUUAUAUUAAGGUUUAAUGAUUGGCUUUCUAAUUGCAAUAACAAUCUGAACCCAAUGUGGUUGGAAAAAGAAAAGCUUAUUCACAACCUUCGGCAAGUCAAAGUUAUACAUAAGUCUGAGCGAGUUGCAAAAAUAGCAGCUAUUUCUGUGCUCGAAGCCUUCCAAUCACAGUUUCCAUCUAUUGUACGUAACUUACACCUCUUGACUAAAAUCAGAGGACUAAAGCAACUUGAGGUUAAAGUAUGGCUCAAUAUUGAGGAUCAACUAAUGCAAUUUAUGGAUCCUAACGAAGUUGAUGACUGUGAAUCCGUUAUUGCCAUCGAUUCCGAUACUCAAAUAGUUAUUUUGCUUGUCCAGCUGACAUAUCUCAAGGAUAUCUUGGAAAAUUCAAAGUUUUCUAAUAUCAUGAACUGUAAACACAUAAAAAACUACACUUUGGAGCUUGAUUUCGAUAUUCGUCUUUAGCUACUUCCUAGAGAAACAUCUCAAACACAAAUUUGCUAAACUAUUUAAUAAUUAUUUACCAAAUUUCUGUUUACCAUAUGAUUUUUCUGAUUGUUCUUGCAAAACCAUGACAAGCUUUCACAUUAAACUGCUGUCUGACAAAAAUGUUGUUCUCGUAGAGGCAACGGGUCACGAGUCAGAGAUCUUUCUACCCAAGAUGCACCAGAAAAAUAUAGUGCUGGAGAACAUUAUACGUAGUCGUCGGCCAAUAGCCAAAGGAUCCGAAGUUUGUGUGGAAUCCAUCCAGGGACAAGUUCAAGGCCAGAUCAUCCAGCGCCUACCGAUUCAGCCGCGUUUGACGACGGCGACGGCUGGUCUGGCCCCCUGGGAUGCUUCCAUCGAUGGAGGUCCAUUCACAAGAGCCGCGGAUGAGGAAUCCAGCCCCCAGAAAUUUUCUCUCAAACUUAUCUCAAACGGCAGCGAGGUGCUAGUAGAAUGCAAUGCCCUCGAAUCUAAGAUUUUUAUACCGAAAAUUUUCGGACAAUAUAUAGCCAUGAAACGCCUCACCGGUCACCGUUUGCCGUCUUCUCGCCCACGAUCCAAACCACACAUCUUAGUAAUCCAACCUCAUAAAGGCGACCCCUUAAGACUUCAUCCUAAGCACUUUUUCGCGAAGACCAAAGAUAAUAUCCAAGUAGAAAACUCUGUCAAAUCAAGGAAAAAGAAGCAACUUAAUAACAUUGGAGCCGGGGAUCAGAAAUUGGCGAAAUUCUUAAAGUGAUAGCCUUAGCCUAGAGUCUACAACA